AUGGCAAUGUUGGCAGGAAGCGAGUCAGGAGACACCAAUACUUUAUAUCUAUUUCUUGGGUCCCUCGGCGGCCGUGCCCUCGCUUCGUGCCCCCCUCCGGGCUCUCGCCGCGAGCCCCCACCCCGAAGCCCUCUCCCCGAAGCCCUCGCCGCCGCGGCCGGCCGCUCCAACACCUGCGUCACACCUGCACCGCCCGCCCUCCGCCGCACCACCGCCCGCCGCCCCGCUCGCGCCGCAAGUAAGUGCUCGCGCCCUCUCAGUCACCGUAAGGCGAACACAAAUGUGCAAAGCUUGACAAGUGCAUGGACACAUGUACACACAUAUGUGGGCAGCAUCUGUGGUAUAGUGCAAGUGUCGACUCCAACCCAUCCUGCUGCCCACCUGCCAAGACCACCUGAGUUCACCACUAUCAGGUCCAGGACGCCCCCGAGCUCCCCCGCCCCCCCAGCAGGGAGGACGAUGCCCAAGUUCCAGAAGUAUGCCAAGACAGCCUCGCAGGGCGGCGCGGGCGCAGGCGGGCCCCGCGGCUCGCCCCCGUCGCCGCCCCUCAGGACGCGCACGAGCCACCGCCUGGCGAUCUCGUCUGCGGCUGCUUCUGCGACCGCCACUUCAAGCAGCUCCGUCAGCUUCUCCAGCAACACGGUAUUGAAGGUGACGCAGUGCAAGCCCUCCGUCCACGUGAUCGCCGGGAACAACGGCGUAAACUGCACCAGCAAAACAGCAGACAGCAGUGCAAACUGCAACGGAAGGACCUCCGACAGCAGCAGAGGCGCAGAGAGCGGCGUCACCUACGGGAGCAGCAGAAGCUCCAGCAGCAGCAACGGCGACAGCUACGGCGCCAGCGCAAACUACAGCAGCAGCAGAGGCGUAGGCAGCAGCGACAGCUUAGGCUUCAGCGACAGAAGCAGCGGCCUGGCCAGCAGCAUAAGCAGCAGCGCCAAGGAGGAGAUGGAGCCGUCGGUGGAGGCGCUGGUCCCGGGCUCGCUGGCGCUGCCCGAGAACACAGUGGAGGUGCACUUCAUCCCCGACUCCGAGAGCAGCGUCGUGCGCAUCCCAGGCCGCGGCGACCUCCUGCAGCUGCGCCACCACGGCCGCGUCAUCACGCUGCCGGUGGCGCCCUCGGGCGUGGCCGUGGGCGACCAGGAGAAGACGGACAUGGCGGCCCCGGUCAGCCAGUACGCCUUCAAAAGCAGCCCGCAGGAGGCCCCCGUGGACUUCAGCCCCGGAGGCCCCCGGGGGGACCCGCUGCUGGCGAGGGCCGCCCCGCUCGCGCCUGCGUCGCCUGCAGGCAACGUGUCCGUCGACUCCGGCGUGCUGGACGUGUCCGGCGGAAGCAGCAGCAGCGAGAGCCUGGGGCUGCCGUCGGCCGAGCUCUUCCGCAGCGACGAGGACCUCAGCGGCGCCGACCUGGCGGCCCCGAUGGCCCCCGCGCGCCUGCCCAGCAUCGAGAGCGCCUUCAGCCGCGUCGGGGAGGCCUUCCGGGGCCCCGACGACACCGGCGCCGAGCCGCCCCCCGCCCACACCUCCGAGCCUCCCCCGCCCGCCCACUCUGCCGAGCAGUCCCCAUCGUACGCUACACUAAGAACGGUCACCUCCGUGUCGUCCUUCACGCCCUACCCGCCGCAGUCGACGCCCCUCCCGUCGCCGCCCGCGCCCGUCAGCCUCCCGUACGCCCACGAAUCCCUGUACGUCGACGCCAUGGGCUCCCUCGGCCAGUACCAGACCAUCAGCCCGCCCGGAAGCCUCCUCACGCCCACGGACUCGGUCCACAGCCACCUCAUGCCGCCCAUACACAACUACCCGCCCGAAUAUGCAUUGAGAUACGCGGAGCACCCCCCGAUGGCGGGCACGAACGGCGGCCUGGCGCUGGCGUACCCCCCCGGGGCCGUGCCCAGCGGCUGUAGCUUCAGCAGGGGAGUCCCUCGACCCUCGUCCUCGGCGUCCUCGCCCUCCUCCUCAGCCAUCGGGAUGAACAUGAUCGGCAACGGCGGGUGUCCCAGGACGGGCCCGGGGUCGCGCGGGGGGCGGGCGCGGUCGCAGCGCGUGCACGAGAAGCUGUCCCGGGAAGAAUACAAAAAGUCCGCGUGCGACCGCGAGCGCCAGCGGAUGCGGGACAUGAACAGCGCCUACGACGUCCUGCGGGACCGCCUGCCCUUCUCGAAGCCGCCGGGGAAGAAGUGCUCCAAGAUGGACAGCCUCAGUGGGAGAGAUCGCUUCCCUUCCAAGUUGGAGACGUUGAGACUCGCCAUCCGGUACAUCCGCCACCUCGUCAACGUGCUCUCCGUCCCGACUGGCAGCAUCUACCCCGAGUACGACCCGCCGCCCUACAACGUGUCCUCCGUCCCGACGAACCUCCGCCUGCAGCACCGCAUCUACUCGCACCCGCCGUCCACGGUGUCCGCGGACUCGCACGCCCCCGCCAGCAUCGCCCUCUACACGUCCGCCGCGCACGGCCUGGAGGGGAUCGAAUACCAGUACAUGCCGCAGGGCCUGACCACGUCGACCCUCUCCCACGCCGACUACCUCAGGGACUCCAUCUGGCAGUCGGAGACGCCCCUCGCCGAGUAUCAGUACUGAGGCGCCCUUCGCAUCGCCCGUAGCGGCUACUGGGGGGCUCAAGGCGAAGGUCCUGACAUUCACAGUGAUUGCUCAAAAAUCCUAGUUGUCUAGGAGAAGAGUCUUGCCUUAUCAAAGUAUUUUCGCAUUUUUCCCGAAGACAAAAGACCUCCUUGUCUCUAGGCGGAGUACCAACUUGGGUAAUAUUUACGAGCUAGUCAUUUUCCAAACCAAAGUGCUCUUUGUAUCGCUGAGGAACGCCGGGGGGGGGGGGAGCAACGAGGGAUCAGAAGCCUGCCUAAGAGGAAGACGGAAGUCAUUUGAAAAUCCGUCCGUGAUAAGGAAAAGGGAAUUAAGUAUAACGAGAGUGUCGUGUGAACUAGUUAAUCCUCACGAGUUUUCUUUAAAUGAAUGCAGUGUAUAUUCUUGAGUGCAGGAACACACACAGGCCCUCAGCUUUGAGGACAGAAACGUUAUCUGUAUGUUAUAAUAUUGAGAGUACUUCAUAUAUACACCAAUGUAAAGUUCAUACAAGUAGACUGUAUAUGUGCUUUACUUGUUCAGCACUAUUGUUAUAAUCUGAGAAUAGAAAACUUGUACUCCCUUAUACCUGGGAAAAUCUAUUCUUUUGGAAAUUCAUGUAUAAAGAGAGGUCCCUGUAAUAUUUAUUUGACAGCGUGUGUUUUAAGCUUUGUGAGCAGGAAAAUCGUUAAUUAGAGGCCUGCGUCCUUCAUGAGGCCAUUUGUAGGGAGCGAGCCAGCAAAUGGGAUAUUUCCUCCAUGAUACCAGGGGCCUAUACAAUGAAGACCGCGUUCCCUCAGCGAUUUUGAAACCAAAAACCGAAAACCCGAUGAGAAUGUCACUGCAAAAUGGUGGUCUGAUACGCCAUCGUCUCAUUGGAUCGCUUGAUGACCAAAGAAAAAGUCUUUUCGUUAGAAUGUUGCCUUAUUUACAUCUCGACUGUUUUAGACGGAAGAGAAUGUCAGAGUGCCAUGCUGGCUCGAUCUUUAUACUGUUAUGUAAUGUCUCAGACGCGCUUUGGAACGAGUCCUUUGGAAAAAAAAAUUCACUAAGCAGAGCAUGGUUCUUUAGUUAGAAAAAAUAAGGAUAGCUACUAAAUCCGACUAGGAAAACAUUAAAGAAGCUGGUACUGUCAUGUAAAUCAGUAUCAGAAACAGAGAGGGUAGGUAUAUUCUCAUAUUAAGUAUGUUAAGGAAUCCGAAAGAGUUAUAAUUCUUUUCGAAGCUGUCGACAAGCUCUACUCUACUUUAGUUAUAAUGUAGUUUUAUUUAAUUUAUGCUUUACACUCACCGAAGACAGUAUCCUAAGAAGAGAGUACAUUUUCAAUAUUUCUAGUCAUACGCCGACCAAAGUACACGUCUCUAAGCGCUUGUUUUGUUGUGGGCUCAGCCAGCUACCACGUCCAAGAAGAUACCCUUUUGGACGAAUAUCUGAAGAAAGCUGAUAUUUUGCCAUUUUACUUUUUUUUAUCCUCUCUUACUGCAACUACGAGAGUCUAUAUAGAUCAAAGACUAAAUAAGCCAUUUUUUUUCUUUUUCUUGUGUAGUCUUUGAUGUAAAUAUACUUAUGGGAUGAACCGCCUCGUCUGUUUGCUGGCGACGCGGUGGUCCCCUUAUCGUUAAGUUAUGUGUACCUGUUGUGGAGAGAUUGAAUGACUAGAUUAUAAGUGUAAUAUUCGCUAGUCCAUAUUUACUUUUGUGUUUGUUAUGUUAUUUGUUCAGUAAAUGAAUAUGAAAAAAUA
Penaeus indicus is the source of this 4318-nucleotide messenger RNA. RefSeq names its product arginine-glutamic acid dipeptide repeats protein-like. Gene Ontology annotation, cellular component: nucleus. Lineage: Eukaryota; Metazoa; Arthropoda; Malacostraca; Decapoda; Penaeidae. The transcript has 10 exons. Gene Ontology annotation, molecular function: protein dimerization activity; DNA-binding transcription factor activity, RNA polymerase II-specific; RNA polymerase II cis-regulatory region sequence-specific DNA binding. The record is from RefSeq and is a predicted model, not a curated record. Gene Ontology annotation, biological process: regulation of transcription by RNA polymerase II; mesoderm formation. The coding region runs from base 1 to 2577 and encodes 858 amino acids.